Molecule: messenger RNA, 1233 nt
Organism: Erinaceus europaeus (western European hedgehog)
Lineage: Eukaryota; Metazoa; Chordata; Mammalia; Eulipotyphla; Erinaceidae
Product: GTPase IMAP family member 5-like
Exons: 3
Coding region: 114-1037 (307 amino acids)
Molecular function (GO): GTP binding
Source: RefSeq, a predicted model, not a curated record
GUUCUCUGAGCUGCUCUUCCAGGCUCUCCGUGGCCACCAGAGCUACUGCCCCCAGUGAGCAGAGAAUUACAGAGACACAAACCUGAGAAGACUUCAGGGAGUCACAGGAAAGAAUGGAAGGACUUCAGGGGAGCAAAUACGGAACUAUAGCUGAAGGCACUGCAGUACAGAGCCCGUUGGCAACCUCAUCUUCACUGAGGAUCAUACUUGUGGGAAAAUCUGGCAGUGGGAAAAGCUCCACCGGGAACACCAUCCUUUGCAAGACAGAGUUCAAGUCCCUACUGUCCCCCCAACCUGUCACCACCAAGUGCCAGAAGGCCAUUGGCAGCUGGAAUGGCAGGAGCGUCCUGGUGGUUGACACGCCCCCCAUCUUUGAGGCCCAGCCCCCCACCCAGGACACCUACAGGGACAUAGGGGACUGCUACCUGCUCUCAGCCCCAGGGCCCCACGUGCUGCUGCUGGUCACCCAGCUGGGCCGCUUCACUGCCCAGGACUCAGAGGCCGUGAGGAGGGUCCAGGAGGUCUUUGGGGAGGGGACCCUGAGGCACAUGGUGCUCCUCUUCACCCACUUGGAGGACCUGGGGGCUGAGUCUCUGCAGGACUAUGUGGCGGGCACAGACAACCUCAGGCUGCGCAGGCUGGUGCAGGAGUGCGGGGGGAGGUACUGUGGCUUCAACAACAGGGCCAGCGGGGAGGAGCAGAGGGUGCAGCUGGAGGGGUUCACGGCUGUACUGGAGAGCCAGGAGAGGGAGCUCGGGGGCACCUUCCUCAGCAACCAGCUCUACUGGGAGGCCCAGCUGCUGCUGCAGAGUGGGGACAGGCCCGGCACAGAGGAGCACAGGCGCUACCUGGCCCAGGUGCAGAGGCAGGUGGAUCAGCAGAGGCAGCACCUGCAAGGGGGGAGCAGCUGCCUCAGGAGGGCACUGCUCAGAGCCAAGAGCUGGGUGGUUUCCCACCCGGGCUUAUCUAUAGCCAUCAGCAUAGGCUCUCUGGUCCUUCUUGCCAUUAUAAUCGGCUGUGGUGUGAUGGGUGGAUAGUGAGUGAGUCCAGGUUAUUUCUGCAUUUUUUUUUUUUUUGUCAUUUUCACUCUACGGAUCAUUCUGUGUAUGUCUGCUGGAUACUUAAUUUGACCUAUUUACAUCACUUCACUUUUAAUUUCUCCUUGUUAUGUAGAGCAUGCCAUUCAUGUUCUUGUCAUUGAUUUCAGGUCAAUAAAAUCCAAUGAGGAGGGAA